This is a messenger RNA of Ceutorhynchus assimilis (cabbage seed weevil), 474 nucleotides long. NCBI's taxonomy places the organism in Eukaryota, Metazoa, Arthropoda, Insecta, Coleoptera, Curculionidae. The record is from the annotation of a GenBank genome assembly.
CUCUGUAAUACUAGAAUGUCAUAACUGUUGUCUUUUAUUAGUUCAUACUUCCAAUGUAGUUUGCUCCCACUCUAGCUCAUUACUUUUCAUUUUCUUCUCUUGUCAGUUUGACAUUAAUAAAUAUGAAGUCUGUCUUAGCAGAAUAUUACAAACGUCUAGAUGUGUUUUCUUUAUUUCUCCAAGAUUUUCUCCAAUUUUCAGUACAAUUUCAACAGUCUAGAGAAAGUCGAGUCCUUUACAGAAAUAAUAUUGUCAUCUGUUACGGCAAUAAACAAUAAAAUUUUUAACUAUCAAAAGCUCACAUCGGCAACCUGGCCAUCUGUCAACUAUGGCCAAGGCACGAAACAACCCCAUGAAGCAAGAAGGAGCGAAGCGAGAAGACCGCUGCGAAAACGACAAACAAACGUUUAUGUUCUUAUUUUUUUCUUUUGAUUUUGUCCACUAUUUUUAAAUAAAUAAAGUGCUUUUUCAUAA